Podospora anserina S mat+ is the source of this 1704-nucleotide messenger RNA. RefSeq lists its product as uncharacterized. Gene Ontology annotation, biological process: magnesium ion transport. Lineage: Eukaryota; Fungi; Ascomycota; Sordariomycetes; Sordariales; Podosporaceae. Gene Ontology annotation, cellular component: membrane. The transcript has a single exon. Gene Ontology annotation, molecular function: magnesium ion transmembrane transporter activity. Bases 1 to 1704 code for a protein of 567 amino acids. The record is from RefSeq and is a predicted model, not a curated record.
AUGUACCUCCACCCAGCUUCGAGUCCGCCAUUAACAGGCCGCGCCUGGCCCGGCUGGCUACCCUCCUUUUCCAACGAUGCUGGCGGUGGGCAUGACGAUGGGGACCAUCCCGACAAGGAUCUCCAGAACUGGUCGAGUCUAAUCGGCAUAAUAACCGCCAUCUGCGGCAAUGUCCUCAUUGCUCUGGCUCUCAACGUCCAGCGGUAUGCGCAUAUUCGGUUACACAGACACAAAGUGGCAAUGCGGGAGCGCGCAAGGCAGGCACUGAAGCAUGCCAAUUCUGCGUCGCAAAGCUCUGGACUAGGGGGCUAUGGAGCGGCCGAGACAUCCCCCUUGGACGGUGUGCUGAGUGAGAUCAGUGAAGAAACCCGUGAUUCGACCGAGACGGACCCCCUCACGCAUUCGUUCCGGUCCGACGACUCUCGCUGGAGCGGAAGCUCUGACAGCGACGAAGCCAAGGUCCCCUCGACGUAUCUCAAGGACCCUUACUGGUGGUUGGGGCAGGUUCUCAUCACGGUGGGUGAGAUGGGCAACUUUUUGGCCUAUGGCUUUGCGCCGGCGUCUAUUGUCAGCCCGCUCGGCGUGGUUGCUCUUGUUUCGAAUUGUGUGAUAGCGCCCAUCUUUUUCAAGGAGAUAUUCCGCCAACGCGACUUCUGGGGUGUCGUUAUUGCUAUCGGAGGCGCGGUUACGGUGGUCUUGAGCGCAGAUUCGGAGGAGACCAAGAUGGGGCCGCACGAGGUGUGGGAUGCCAUCACCACCAUGGAGUUCAAGAUUUAUAUGGGCGCCAGCUGCGGUCUGAUUGCGCUGUUGAUGUAUCUCAGCCCUCGGUACGGGAAUCGUACCAUUCUUAUCGAUUUGGGCCUGGUUGGCUUGUUUGGAGGCUACACAGCGCUUUCAACCAAGGGUGUAUCCUCGAUGCUCUCAUCAACCCUCCUCGGUGCUUUCACCACUCCAGUCACCUAUGUCCUUCUCUUCGUCCUCCUCUCAACGGCCAUCAUGCAGGUCCGCUUCCUCAACAAGGCCCUCCAGAGAUUCGACUCCACCCAAGUCAUCCCGAUCCAAUUCGUCCUGUUCACGCUCUCCGUCAUCAUCGGCAGCGCUGUCCUCUACCGCGACUUUGAGCGCACUACCAAGGAACGCGCCGCCAAAUUCAUCGGUGGCUGUCUCCUCACCUUUUUCGGCGUCUUCCUCAUCACGAGCGGCCGGCCCCGCCACGACGACGAAGACGAAGCCGCCCUCUCCGACGCCGAAGGCAUAGAAGAAACCAUCGGUCUCUCCAACCAAGAUCCCGGCACCAACUCCCUUGCCCGGACCUCCUCCCGCAGAGGUAGCGACUCGGCAGUUGUAGGACGAUCCAGGCGGUCUUCCCGCGUGAGCUUCACAAACAAACCCUUAGCCGCCCUUUCCAAGCAGAAACCCUCUCUCAUCAACGAGGACGAUUACGAUGAAGACCACGAGGAUGCGCCUUUGUUAGGUCCAUGGAGGGACAGCACGCCCCCUAAUCAUAACCAUUUCCGCCACCCAGGGAUGGGGGCACAUACCAUUUCUUCGGAUUCCGUUCCCUCCGUUAUACCGUCAGCGGCAGUCUCAGAUACAGACCAUAACCCAUUGGUGACUUUGUCUUCAACGCCCCCACCAAUAACCACCAUCCCACCUACCACACCCCGAAGCCACCCUCUAUUCCGAGGAUCUUCACCACAGUAG